CUGGCGACGGUCACACUAAGGGGACCAACAAAAGUUUAGUAAAUAUUGUAUUUAACUUACUAAGGAAACUAGAAACCAGGCGACAAUGCUGCAGCAAAUAAAGAUGUUGGUCCUGGGCAUCAUCACGCUGUGCCGGCGGGCUCUGUGCUGCUUCUCGCGGCGCCGCAAGCUGAGCCACAGCGGCUCCUCCGGAUCCGGCGACCAACUGCAGGCGGUGAACGUGAUUGUGGAGCGGGGCGACUUCGCCGCCUCCUCGCCCGGAAAUCCCACGGGCGGCCGGUCGGGGGGACCCAAGGAGCGGGACUGGAACUCCUGGGACGACAGUCCGCGCACCGUCGAGGAGCACAUUGAGCAGUACCGCCAGCGGAUGGCCCAGCCACCUACGCCGCCCAAGGAGGAGCCCGAGCCGGAUUUCUUCAGUGAGCUAACGCCCACCAUUAAGCCGCAGAUGAAGUUCUACCUGGAGGACCCCUCCGCAACGGCGGCGGCCAGCCAACCGAGUGACUUCUCAAGACUGCAGGCCCAGGACCUGGUGCCCAUUAGCAAUAACGCCGACCUCGAGGACUGGGUGGAUGACAAUGCCGGCGGCUGGGAGGAGCUGGACACCUCCCAGACCAAGCAAAUCCUGCGGGAGAAGCGACGCGAGUUGCGCCACCAGCGACAGCCGGCCGUCCGCCCAGCCCCGCUCACUGUGGGCGCCCAGCGGCUGACCGACGGACAGCGAGCGGCGUAGUUGUCGAUGCACCAUCCCCCACCCCCAACCAGACCCAUCAUCCAGCACUCCCACUCUGACCAUUCCACCAGCGACCACUUGCGUUCUGUUUACCCUUUCUUUUGUUCGAUUUAGUUGAUUGGCCACACGAAAUAAAUCUUGCCUUUCACUCGCA
This is a messenger RNA of Drosophila biarmipes, 887 nucleotides long. Its product is annotated as receptor-binding cancer antigen expressed on SiSo cells. The coding region runs from base 86 to 733 and encodes 215 amino acids. The record is from RefSeq and is a predicted model, not a curated record. Lineage: Eukaryota; Metazoa; Arthropoda; Insecta; Diptera; Drosophilidae. Gene Ontology annotation, cellular component: secretory granule. The transcript is spliced from 3 exons.